Molecule: messenger RNA, 522 nt
Organism: Aspergillus ibericus CBS 121593
Lineage: Eukaryota; Fungi; Ascomycota; Eurotiomycetes; Eurotiales; Aspergillaceae
Product: 60S ribosomal protein eL20
Exons: 4
Coding region: 1-522 (173 amino acids)
Biological process (GO): translation
Cellular component (GO): cytosolic large ribosomal subunit; ribosome
Molecular function (GO): structural constituent of ribosome
Source: RefSeq, a predicted model, not a curated record
AUGAAAGGGCGUCUCACCGAGUACCAGGUCAUCGGGCGUCACCUGCCCACCGAGGCUAACCCCACGCCCAAGCUGUACCGCAUGCGCAUCUUUGCGCCCAACACCGUCGUCGCUAAGUCGCGGUUCUGGUACUUCCUGACCCAGCUCCGUAAGGUCAAGAAGGCCAACGGUGAGAUCGUCAGCAUCAACGUGAUCAACGAGAAGCGCCCUACCAAGGUCAAGAACUUCGGUAUCUGGCUCCGCUACGACUCCCGCUCCGGCACCCACAACAUGUACAAGGAGUUCCGUGAGAUGAGCCGCACCGAGGCCGUUGAGGCUCUCUACCAGGAUAUGGCUGCCCGUCACCGUGCCCGCUUCGGUUCCAUCCACAUCCUCAAGGUUGUUGAGAUCGAGAACGCCGACUCCAUCCGCCGCCCCUACAUCAAGCAGCUCCUCUCCAAGAACCUCAAGUUCCCCCUGCCCCACCGCGACUCUGGCAGCAAGAAGGUGUUCGCUUACUCUCGUCCCUCUACCUUCGCGUAA